CUCUAAGAUUCUGGUGAACGAAGUUUGUUCAACAAACGCGACACAAUUAAGCAAUAGUAGAUCAACAAAACAAUUAACAAAAUGCAUUAAUUAGAAAUUAAAACUAGAUAGAAUUAAACAAAUAAUUGUGCUGUGUGGAAAGUGCAAGCAGCAGCAAAUAUGUUAAAUUGAACAACACUUGAAAUUGGGGAAACGCAGACAACUCCGAUCAUCUAGUAUUUUGUUGUGGCGAGAUGAUGCUGGAGUUGCCAGAUGUGAAGCCGCCGCCUGAGCUGUUGAUGGAGGUUGCAAGCGAUUUGAGCAGCAUUAAAAGCGAACCCGGCACAACAAACGACAAACCCAAGCCGAAGCCUGUGCAUUGUGGAAAGAAUGCUGCGGCCUUUGAAACGGAACGUUUGCUCAUCCAGCUGGUGAGUGAACAACCGGCACUGUAUAAUAGUCGACAUCUGCGCUUCAAGGAUGAUGCAUACAAGGAGCUGUUGUGGCAACUGAUUGCCAACAAAGUGGGCAAAGAGUCGAGCAAUUGCAUGAGCCUUUGGGCCGAGUUGAGGCAUCGUUAUCAGCGACAUGUGCAGCGACGUCGUCGUCGCCAUUGCAUUGGCAAACGUUACGCCUCGCUGCUGCAUGAGGAGCAGAUGCUUUUCCUGUAUCCCCACGUGGCCAGGAUGCCGCUGCAACGUCAGAGGCCAGAGCAUCAACAGACCAGCAACGACAUCGCUCACGACGACAAUGAUGAUGAUGAUGAGGUGACCAUUGUGGCGCCACAACCUGCGAUUAUUAUCGAUGUGGACAAGGUGGCCAUUGAGUACUAUAAACUGAACGCAGAACAGUUGCGUCUGAUCGAUGCUGUGCGUGCUUAUCCGCAGCUGUAUGAUGUGCGGCAUGCCGCGUAUUGGAAUCAUCGGCAUCGCGGUCUCAUCUGGGGCGCCAUCUCGAAUGAGCUGCACGAAAAGGCCACCAAACUGAUGAAGAGCUGGCUGCAAUUGCAAAUACGCUACGAAUGGGAAUUGCUGCAGCAACACAACAACAACACGACAACACGUUCGCGUCUCAGCGAACUUUUGGAAUUCCUCGAGCCCCAUGUGCCCGAGCAAAUGGGCAGCGUUUGCAAAUUGUCGCUAUAUUUGCGAACUGCGUGGCACGAUCCCAUCGAGCAUUUUCGCAGCGUCAUGUGUCUCAUCCAAGUGCUCUAUACGGUGCCCGAACUCACCCAAAUGGUGGAGGAUUAUCAGCACAGCGAAGAGAAGCCGCCGCGUUACGAGGAGCUCUGGCUGAGCGUCGCGGCUCAAGUGCAGAAUGCGAGUCAUCAGCGGUGCGAAGUGACGUGGCUGGUGUUGCGGCACUUCUAUCGCGAGCUGUCCGAGAUGCGCAAGGUGGGAUAUCAGCUGCAGGACAAAUGGUUCUUCGAGAACAUCAUUUCAGCGAUGUACAAACAGCAAUUCACACGACAAGCGCGUCCCGGUCGCAAACGUGCCCAGCCAUCGUCGUCGCCACCGUUGCAGACGCUGCCAGAGGCAAUGAGCGACGAGCUGGCGACGGAGAACGAUGAUGGACCCAAGGGAUUGGCUGCGGGUGAGCCGGUGCCACCGUUGCCCCUGGCCAUUGUGUAUCCCAUGAGCAGCAAGACGUCAACAGCGACCACAUCGACGGGCGGCAGUGAUAAUGGCUGCAGCAAUGAGAACAGCAAUCAUAGCAUUAGCUCCAAUUGCAGCUCCACAACGAGCUUUGUGCUGCCGCGCAUCGAUGCCGACAUUAGCGUGUUGCCGCCGGCAACAAACGAGGCAGUUGCAGUUCCAGUUGCAGUUGCAGUUGCUCCUCCCAGCACUUCCAUUAUCUCAGUUGUGCCCAACAGCAGUCUCUUUCCGCCUGGCAGCGACAAGGCGAACAACAACAACAACAGCAACUCGAGUGGCGACAGCAACGCGAACAGUGACAACAAAUUGAACUGCAGCGACAGCAACAACAUUAAUGAGCCUGGCAUUGUGACUUAUUUGUCUAAAAAAUCGCCCAAAUCUCUGACGGUGCGCAAUGACAAAGUGCCUAUGCCCACCAGCCGAAUGUGGCCAACGGCAACGAUUGGAUCAACAACAGUAACAGCAAUGAAGAACGAAUCAGCAGCAACAGCAGUAGCAGCUGCAACCACAUCCGCUUCGAGUGCAACAGCAACAUCAAUAGCAAAGAAAACUGUAAUUCCGAUUGGGACAACAUUAACCAUUGCCACAGUGCAGCGCAACACAGCAGAGAAUAACAGCAACAACACAAACAACAACACCAGCAAGAGUACCAGCAACAUCAUCAGCAUCAACUCCAGUAACAUCACCAGCAACAAUACCAACAACAACACCAGCAACAACUCUAGCAGCAGCAGCAGUAACUCCAUCAGCAACUUUUUGGCCUCUCGCAACAACUCGGGGAACUUUUUCAACAUACGUUCGUCUAGCGGCAGCAUCAGCAUACACACCAACAGCGCCAGCAAUUCGAUUAGCAUACGUUCCAUCAGCAACAAUCCCAUAAAAAUUACUAACACCAACAACAAAAGCAAGUCGAAUACGAAUUCGGUUGCCACUUCGUCGAGUUCUGCGUCAGCAGCAAAUUCAACACCAGCUGCACAAUUGUUGCGUGUGGAGUUCCGUGAUUGCCCAUCGAAUGGACGCAUGUUGCAUGUGACGGGCAACAAUGUGCCGAUCCAGGCGAAUUUCAAUAUGUCGCGCACUGCGCUCUUCAUACGCGAAGUGAUGGCCGUGCCACAGUUGCACAGCAAGGAGCCGCAUUUGACCAACAAAAUCAACGAUCUCUGGUCGCAGUUAGCCAAAAAGUUUCAUCUCCCAGAUGAUAUUUGUCGCGGCAUUUGGACAUUUUUGUCGCACAACAUCAAUUUGUUUCCACAAAUUGCGCCCAUGGUGGACUUGAUGCGUCCGUUUAAGAGCACACUCAAGGUGUGGGAGAAGUCGCAUCGUCUGUUCAGCAAAUUCGAUGAGAUCGCACGCAAAUACGAAUGGAUGCUGCACAAACACGAAUUGCCCGCUCUCAUGCAACAUUUUAAGCGCUACGAACAUCUCUACUGGGAACUCCGUCGUCCACGUCCCGGCGAGUCGGCAAAUUCGAUGCGGCCGCCUCGUGAGUUUACCGAGCAGGAGCGUCACGAUGUUUGGCGCGAGGCAAAGGAGAAUUUUCCACAAAUGAAUCAUCGGGAUGUUUGGUCGAUGUUUAAGUUUGCAUUCAAGACCUACAUGGAGGAUCUGGAGCGGGGCAUCGAGAAUCCCUGGCCACAGAACUGGUGGCAUGCCCUGGAGCAACUGAAGUUCCUGGUCAAUGUGCGUUACCAUCCGCUCGAUCCGUAUUAUUAUAUUGUGCACAACAAGUUCAUGGAGGAGGUGAAACGUUGCAGCAUGUACGAAGCAUUGAUGCAGCCCCAGGAUGAUGAUGACGACGCCGAUGAACGACGCUCCGCCGCCAGGCACAAGAUGCCACCGCUGGUCAGCAUCUCGGAUCCCAUGCCCUGGGAGACGGAGGAGGCGAAACGUUUGCUCGUUGGCGAUUUGCACGAGGCGAUCAAUGUGCAGUCCGAGGCAGAGAACGAGUCGGAAACGGAAUCUGAAAUGGAAACCGAAGCCGAUCUCGUUGUUCAGCUGCCAGAGGAGCAGAGCCCGAAACUGACGGGGGGAUGUGGCAGACCAGCCAAAGCAAUGGAAGUUGAUGGAGCAGAAGCGAAGCAACCGGUUGUCGAGUUAGCACAGUUCAUUGGCAACGACGAUCGACAAUUGCCCAGCGUCAAUGGAUUCCUGUUGACGGAAUCAAUGCGUCGCCAUCGCAGCGCCUUUAGCGUCGCAAACACUGCCGAGAAACGCGCCGCCUGGAUACGUAUCUCCAGGGAGCUGAGGUCGUCAGUCACCGAAUGCCGCUUGAGUUUCCAGCACAUGUUGAGGGAGCAACGUGUGUGGCGCAUCAGCGAUCCGAGCGGACGUUGCACGAUGUCGACGAAGUAUUAUCGCCACAUGACCGACAUCUACAGGGAGGUGAUGUUCGCCCACAAUGCGCAUCGGGUGUCCAAACAGCCCGACGAACGCGAGGAAACGAUCUUUCCCGAGCGCUACGUUCCCGAGAUCAGUGCUCUGAACUGUGAACCGCAAUUGGUGCUCAAGAAUUGGUCUUAUGCCAUUGCCCAUUUCCCAUUGGUUAUACAGGAGGAGCUGCGUUCGCGUUUGCGUUUCAUAUUUUCCAAAUAUGAACGACUUGGAAAGUUGCGCGGUGCCGCCAAGAAAUUCGCAAAACAUUAUUAAAAAUAAAUAUAAUAAAAUUAGUUCGGGAUUUGAAUACCCGACUACAAUUGGAACCCAAUUCCUCGCCCAACAAA
Messenger RNA from Drosophila sulfurigaster albostrigata, 4354 nucleotides. RefSeq lists its product as uncharacterized. The record is from RefSeq and is a predicted model, not a curated record. NCBI's taxonomy places the organism in Eukaryota, Metazoa, Arthropoda, Insecta, Diptera, Drosophilidae.